Molecule: messenger RNA, 1488 nt
Organism: Naumovozyma dairenensis CBS 421
Lineage: Eukaryota; Fungi; Ascomycota; Saccharomycetes; Saccharomycetales; Saccharomycetaceae
Gene: SDS24
Product: Sds24p
Exons: 1
Coding region: 1-1488 (495 amino acids)
Biological process (GO): cellular response to glucose starvation; regulation of mitotic metaphase/anaphase transition
Molecular function (GO): protein serine/threonine phosphatase inhibitor activity
Source: RefSeq, a predicted model, not a curated record
AUGUCCUCUCCCUUUAAUAACAAUAACAACAAUAACAACAAUACGAAUAAUAUUGGUGCAACGAACCCUGCCAACAGCUCUACCCCUACUUCCAGACAUGCGUCCAUUGUCGAAAUGUUAUCUACUCCACCUCCACUAGGACCAAAUGUCGUCGGUAUUACUGAAGAGUUCAGCGCGGUUCCCAAUAACGAUACAGACGGUGGUAAUAAAGAUCAAUCAGAUGGCUCAGGGAACUUCGGACUCUCAGCUGCUCCAAUGAAGAAAACUCCCUCACAAUGUUUAGAAUCGGUCCAUAUUCAGAAAUGGCAACAUAUUCAAUUAUCACAAUUGGUAGAACCCAAUAAAUUGAUUUUUAUCCCGGGUUCUCUCUCUGUGGAGGAAGCAUUCAAUAAGUUAAUCAAGAAUCAUUUGAAUUCCAUCCCUGUGGAGUCAGAACCAGGUGAUAUGAAUUGUUUGACAUUUGAUUAUAAUGAUUUAAACGCAUAUCUUUUAUUGGUACUAAAUAAAAUAAAUGUUAAUAAUAAAAAAAUCACCCAAGAUUGUCAAAAUGGUAAACCUGUCCCAGUAGGUGAAAUUGUGAAAUUGACUCCAAAAAACCCCUUUUAUAAGCUACCAGAAACUGAAAACUUAUCCACCGUCAUGGGAAUAUUAGGUUCUGGGGUUCAUCGUGUCGCAGUGACUAAUGUUGAAAUGACAAAAGUAAAAGGUGUCUUAUCUCAAAGCCGUCUAAUCAAAUACCUUUGGGACAACGCUAGAUCGUUCCCAACAUUAGAGGCCUUAUUUAAUUAUUCAUUGAAAGAUUUACAAAUAGGUGUAUUAAAUACUAACUCCAAACCAACAUCGAGACAGUCCCGUGUCAUUUCAAUCCAUGGCGAUGAACCAUUAAUUAUGGCACUUUACAAAAUGUAUAUAGAAAGGAUUUCUUCCAUUGCAGUUAUUGAUAAUCAGGGAAAUUUAAUUGGUAACAUCUCAGUGACUGAUGUCAAACAUGUCACUAGGACUUCCCAGUAUCCAUUACUUCAUAAAAAUUGUCGUCAUUUCAUUUCAGUCAUCUUGAAUUCAAGGGGAUUAGAGACUGGUAAAGAUUCGUUCCCGAUAUUCCAUGUAUAUCCAACAAGUUCUUUAGCAAGAACUUUGGCCAAAUUAGUAGCAACUAAAUCGCAUAGAUUAUGGAUUGUUCAACCUCCGGAAGUUAAUGUAUCCUCCUCAUCUUCAGUGAAUGGAAAUGCAUCCAAUGCAAACAGUCAUUCAAGUUCUUCUACCAAUGUCAAUUAUUCACCACUAAUGACUUCAGUAGAUGAUCCAUUAUCCCCAGCACCAUCUAAAAUUCCAUCCCAACCAAAUUUAUUUGAAAAAGAAUAUCGUACAGGUAAACUAAUUGGCGUUGUUUCAUUGACAGAUAUUAUCAGCUUAUUUGCCAGAAAACAAACUGAAUAUAAACAAGUUGAUCCCCAAACAGCUAGAAGACAAAGAGGGAGUGUUGUGUAG